ACAGCUGCCUGGGAACAUGGGCUUAGCUGGGGAGAGGCUGCAUGCACCUGCUAGGGGCAUAUACUGAUGGCACCGUUAGGAAAGAUGAAUCCAUUAGGAAACCUGUUACCACCCUGUGUGGGCACACUGCCUCCGCCACAUUACUGGUUUUAUCAUGUCGCCCCGGUCGCUCAGCCUGAAGGUGGCCUUGCUCUUUCCAGUGCUAAAUAAUGAAUGAUGGUUUGUGCUUGCCUGCUUCUACUCUGCCGGAGCAUCUGUUCUGCCCACUGCCUGUGUGGGUGAUGAAGCACAAUCAUGGAGCCUGGGAGCUAACAGGAUUAUGGCUUUCUGUCGUUCUACAGGAAAUAUUGGUUUAGCAGGUCUGCGUGUAGCAUGUCGUUCCACUGUAGCCGAGGAGCAGCCCGGGGUGUACUUACUAUAUUUACUGCCAAUAGACAUGAAGGAAAUACAUCAGUAAUUCGUUAUCCUGGGCACUUGGUAAGGAAUAACUCCUUGUAAGAUGGGUAGCAAACUACCCACUACUGCGUCUCUGGUUCGGCUCUGCCAGAAACUGAACAGGGUUAAGACUCUGGAAGAUGACCUGAUGGAGACGUCAUUGAAAAGAUGCCUUUCGACCCUUGACCUCACACUUUUAGGUGUAGGUGGAAUGGUGGGUUCUGGCCUUUAUGUACUGACUGGCACAGUGGCUAAGGAGAUAGCAGGGCCAGCUGUCCUUAUAUCAUUUAUAAUUGCCGGGUUUGCCUCUUUGCUUGCAGCUCUCUGCUAUGCUGAGUUUGGUGCUAGGGUGCCAAAGACUGGCUCUGCAUACAUGUUUACGUAUGUUUCAGUCGGUGAAAUAUGGGCCUUUCUCAUUGGCUGGAAUGUCAUCUUGGAAUAUAUGAUCGGUGGGGCAGCAGUUGCCAGAGCUUGGAGUGGAUAUUUAGACUCUAUAUUUGACCACAAAAUCAAGAACUUCACGGAAAGCCAUGUUGGAACUUGGAAUGUACAGUUCUUGGCUCAUUACCCUGAUUUUUUGGCUGCUGGAAUCUUAUUGUUUGCCACAGCAUUUAUAUCUUUUGGGGUCAGAGUAUCGUCCUGGCUUAAUCACAUUUUUGCUGCCAUUAGUAUGGGUAUCAUAGUUUUUAUUCUAAUAUUUGGGUUUAUCCUUGCAGAGCCAAAGAACUGGUCUGCUGAAUAUGGAGGUUUUGCUCCAUUCGGGUGGUCUGGCAUUAUGUCCGGCACUGCCACAUGCUUUUAUGCCUUUGUUGGUUUUGAUGUGAUUGCAUCCUCAAGUGAAGAGGCGAGGAAUCCUCAAAAAUCUAUUCCUAUUGCAACAGCUGUGUCUCUAGGCAUUGCAACGUCGGCCUACAUCCUGGUGUCUACUGUGCUGACUCUAAUGGUGCCUUGGAACACACUGAUACCAGAUUCUGCUCUUUCUGAUGCAUUUUUCCGACGAGGUUAUUCUUGGGCUGGAUUUAUUGUGGCUGCUGGCUCUAUUUGCGCUAUGAAUACUGUGCUGCUCAGUAACCUCUUCUCCUUGCCAAGAAUUGUAUACGCAAUGGCCGAAGAUGGGCUAUUUUUUCAGUUCUUCUCCAAAGUGAACCCGAUUACCAAAGUACCUGUCAUAGCAAUUGUGGUAUUUGGCACUUUGAUGGCAUUCUUGGCACUCAUUUUUGACCUGGAAGCAUUAGUGCAGUUUUUGUCUAUUGGGACCCUUCUGGCCUACACAUUUGUUGCAGCCAGUAUCAUUGUGUUGAGAUUUCAGCAAGAAAAAACAGAACCCCCAAAUGCAGCCGACCAGGAACAGAGUCCUCAGCACCAGGAGCCCGGAGUCGGUGCAGAGAGGAUUGGUGGAGAGGAACUUAAGGAAUACGAGUCUUUUUCUGACAAGCUUCAACUGGUUGAAACUCAGAAAAAAGCCAAAGACCGUAGAGAAACGGGACAUUUGAAAGCUGCCUUUGAACCAUACCUAAAGUUCUUGAGUGACUUUUAUCCCGGUGAAGUUGUCACAAUUUCAGUAGUGAUGAUGAUGGUCUUUGCCACAUGCAUGUGCUCUAUCCUGGUGUUUGGAAAUAAUCAAUUACAUCUCCCCAAGUGGUGUUUCUAUUUACUGAUUAUCAUUUUUCUGAUCGGGUAUUUAUGCAGCCUGUUUUUAAUUUGGGUCCAUGAGCAACAAAAGAAAACCACAACAUUUCAGGUCCCGUUGGUUCCGCUGAUUCCAUCUGUGAGUAUCCUGCUAAACAUAUAUCUCAUGCUGAAGCUGAACUACAUGACAUGGGUGCGGUUUUCCAUAUGGCUUGCUGUUGGUCUCAUUGUUUAUUUUGGUUAUGGCAUCUGGCACAGCAAAGAAAACUUGCGUGGACCAAAGAGUCACGGCGUCACUGCGCGUUAUGUAGUAUUCCCAAACAGCUGUCUAGAAGAGACUGUGCAGCAGAUCCAGCCCAACAUCCAGGAUGCCAUGGGAAGGGCUGAGAUGACAGAUGAAGAAAUCAUAAAGAGAUGAUAGUUAAAGGGUCCAUUUAGGUAUAGUGAAGCCUAUAUGUUAGGAAAGUCUUAUGUUGUACUUUUUUCCUUCGCUAGAAGGAUAUGCCAUUUGCACUGAAAUGUUAAAAAAAAAAAUCACAUGAAAAUCACAAGUCUAAAGAUACUUUCAGAAAAGCAUAAGGAGCAUAAGCACUGUACAAACUCCGGGUUCUGUUUCCUUCUGAAAUCUGGAGCAAUGAUUAAUACAGUACGUACAUCUAAGUUCCUGUGACUAUACUUAGCCUUACAGAAUGUCACUGAAUUACAUAGUGCAUACAUUAUGUUCUACCAGUAAUUUAUAUAUAACAAACUCCUCCAAAUUUAUUGCAUGGCUGGACCUCCAGAAAUGAGGGAUACUAGUAUUUUAUCAUCGGUUGAAAAACCUUUUUCAGUAGAAUAAUACAGAAUAUAUUUAUGUAGUUAGCUGGCAAGUGUAGGAUUUUUAUAGAACUGUUAAUAUUGUAUGUACUGUAUAUACUGAACACAUAAUAUAUCUAGCAAGUGUUAUGUAAGUACAGUAGUACUACCAAUCUCAAAGACCCUCAAGCCAGCCUAAACUUCUUGGCCUAGAAGGUUCACUCUGAACCUUGGUCACCCCUCUAUAUGUUUGACUAUGUAAUAAAACUAAAAAAAUUCAAGGACAAAUAUAUUGGCUUUCUAAAUAUUGGGGUAUUAUCUUGCUGAUUCAGAAUGGUGUGUAAUGCUGGUUAUAUGUACGGUAAUACCUGUACAUCUUGCUGAGAUAUUGCUGAAAUCUAGCAUUCGGAUUAGUGUUGGAGCUUUUGUGGCAUGAAAUUGACUGUGAUGCAGAUGAAAAUCCAAUUACAGGAAAUUCAGUCAUUAUGGGCAUUUUGGUAAAUGCAGACAGAUGACGACUGCAGAUUUCUUCAAUUGAAUGGCCAAUAUAUUGUGGGCACGUCGCCUGGUGUGUACCCCUGAUACGUCUGUUAUCGACAUCGUCCACAGAUAUAUCACGUCGGCCCUGCAGCACAGCCGAUGGCCAAUAUAUCAGCGCAUCGUGCUGUGUGUAUGUACACUUGCUGCAGAGGUCGCCAGUGAUUGACAUCACAACUGGCCGGGCAGAUGUAAAUGCCAGCCCAGUUGUGAUAUCAGGCCGACUAUCUGUAAGUUUACUGUACACCCACUUACUGAUCGUCACAUAGGCCGGACGGACAGCUGAUCCGUCGGCCUAGUAUGUACCCAGUUUAAAAGACCAUUGACAAGGCAGAAGCAAAUCCACCACGUAGCUCAGGGGGUGCCAGGAUUAGCCCAGGCUUGUUUUAAGUAAGUGUAUUGACCAUGGCUCUAAAAAAAACUCUUUAAUGGCGCUAAUAUAGUUGUUUGUUCUAUUUAUUUUUUUGUUUUAGCAAAUGUUUUUGAAUCGGAAAGAUAAGGUAAUUUUAUCUCCCCUUUACUCUGAAACUAAAACAUUGAGGGGCUGAUUUAUCAACAAGUUUUAUCAUACGCAACAAGUGUUUAAAACUCAUUGUGUACGAUAAAACUUGAUAAAUCAGCCCCUCGGUUUGUUAUAGGAGUGUUUGCCAUAUAAUAUACAGGCUCAGAAGUUCUCUGUUGUUUGGACUUUAUUGUAAAUCAUAAUAUUCUGGAUACAGGAGGUCAUGCAUGUUUGAUAGCACAAUUAUGAGGAUAUUUGGUAUAGCACAACAUGUUGUGGAUUUCACAAGAAUUUAUUUAUAUGAUGUUUGUGUUUAAAACUUAUUAUAAAACCUGUACUUCCCCUAUUUUAGGUUAAGUUUUACAGUCCUUGUUUAACCCAUCUAUAACCUAAAUGUUAGACCUCUGUAUAACAAUGCAUGCAAGUAAAACUUCAGACACUGUACAUUUGCGAUCCACCUAAUGAUUUCAGGUACACAUAUAAGUGUAAAAGAACCAACCGAAAUCUGGCUGCAGCCAUUGUGUCACACACACACCAGUGUGUUUGUGGUUAUUAAAUGACCAUUAAUAACGUGCUGGAGAUACUAGUUCUCAUCCCAGUAUUCACCUUCAAUGCAUCUUACUGGUCUGUUUUCUGAAGCUUAAAUCAAGCUAUAUAAAAAUCCUAUGGUAAUUACUUAUAAACCUGUAGUAUGUGUACUCCAAGGGGUACCUCAUAGAUUCAAGUGUUAAUUCAGUUUCUGAAAUUUAACUCUUAAAAACGUUAAAUGUAUUAGUAAUGAAAGGUACUUAAAAAAAUAAUAAAAAACAUACGUAAAUUUAAUUUAGGUAGAACUUACCUAUAUUUAUAGUAUUUUGAAUAGAUAUGCACACAUUAAGGAUACUUAGAUACAAUAAAACACUUAGGGGGGUCCUUGGUAACAUAUACUAUCGCAUAGGGACGUGCGGUGAGCUAAAUGGGUCAGGAGGCACUAGCUAGUACCAGAGCCAGAUUUACACACAAUAUAUGAGCCCAAGGGUUCAUGUCAGCAUUUUAUACAGGUUCAGUAGUAUAUACUGCUGGAAAUUUGGUGAGUUUUGAUCAGAGAUGUGCAGAAAAGGAAGACAGGGAAGGCGCUGCCUCACCUGUCGGAGACAUUUUUUACUCCAGAGUUUUGACUAUAAAAAUGAUCAGAAUAAUACAAAGAAGAUAUUUCUAAUAUAUUAUUUGUAUUUUUCAUAUACUUUAUAUAGUCAAAACUCUGGCUUUUAUGUUGGUAUUACAGGAAAGGCUCUGCCUCGCCUCACCGCACGUCACUGCUAUCGCACAUGCUGGGUUUUUAUAAAAAUGUAUUCAUUUUCAUAAUAAUAAUAGAAAUUCCUGAAAUACUAUUGUUAGUGUGUACUUGGUAUAUGUAAGUACAUUUGAAACUAGGUUGGUCACUUAAUGCAAUUUAAGUGGUCUGUACGAAGAUAAUGAUAUAUGGGGAAGAUGUAUCAACCUUGGAGAGAGAGAAAAGUGCCAACCAAUCCACUUCUGUUGUUCCACAAAUACAGCCUGCAAAAUUGCAGUUAGAAGCUGAUUGGAUGGUACUUUAUCUCCCUCCACUUUAACUCUCUCCAAGGUUUGAUAAAUCUCCUCCCUCUGUCGUAAGAAUUGUUAGUGCAAUAUCAAACAUUGCACAAAAUCAGGGGUUCUGUUUUAUUUCAGAUACCCUGGGGUAUACAGCACAUCAAUACAUAAUUCAGUACUUAUUGUUCUACGCAAAAAAAAUUUUUUUACAGUGUUUAGAUGUGUUGCAAGCUUUGGCUAACAUGUAAUGUACAGUUAUCUAUCUUAGUUACUGAUUUGCUGAGCCUGACAUUACUUUGAUAUAAAUUUUUAUACAAUUAUGCGCUUACAGUAUGCAGAGUUGAUCACAAAACGGGUAUAAGUACACACCAAUGUAGAACAUGUCCACCCAUAAAGUAAGCAGAGCCACACCUUCUGGAUGUGUCCAGCAACUGAUUCGCAGCACAUGCAGCUGAUUUACACCAAGUACUCAUCCGCGUGUAUUUUCACCAAAAAAUCCACCACCUACCAGGCUUGUGUGCAUGGCUCUGCAGAUCUGGAUGAACCACAUUUCUGUGAACAUGUCUUUACUGUACUCAUUUUGCAUUUGCACAGCCAUCCCCAUCCUCAUUCCACUUCUCCAGUUUUAGAAUGGCACAAGUGCCAGAUACUUGAUAAUCUCCAUUGGUGCAUAUGUGUGCAUUUUAUUGGUCAAACACAGUGUGAAUUUGUGAUAGCAGGUUCUAAGUGUUUUGUUGCUUUUGCCGUUUAUCAGCAGGAGUAAAAUAUUGUAAGAAAAAAUAUUAAAUAUAAAACUACUAGAGUAUUUACAUCCAACAAUUUAAAUGUGCUCCACGUACUGGGUACUCGCACAUAUAGCUCAUCAGUCAUACUGAAGUGCUGGCUUGGCGCACACAAAUAAUAUGUUUGCCUACUUGAGUACUUCUCCAGUUAUUGGUUUUUAGAUUUACCUUUUGAUUUUGGCUAGAUGUUUUUUUGUGUUUAAGUGUUCCCUGACCUAGUCAUUCUGCCUGACGUUCGUUCUUGCUUUUUACCUGGUUCCCCAUUCACCUUGCAUGUGUCGUAGCAGCCCUGACAACAGACUGCGUAACGAUUCCUCCAUCACUGACCAUAAAGUGUCCUUUGGUUUUGCAGUUUGCCAUAUCCCUGUAAUUAUUCAUCAGCUGCCUACUGGAGCUAGUUCAGGGUGUGUAACAUGAGGGAUUGAGUGAUAACUUCUGUGCAUCUUUGAUGGGCUUCUAGUGAAUACGGUAUACCGCAGGUUUUAUUUCAUAUACGUUUUUUAUGCCAAGCAGAAGCAACAGAAUUGCGCAAAAGGAACAAUUAAACAUAUCCUCUAAAAAAAAGUUACUGAGUUUACUCCCAUCACACCGUGGUGUUUGCAGCUAUUGGGGCCCAUACAUCUGCAAUUAAUUGGGGCAAUUCCCCAUUCUGCCUUUGUGUGGUUUGGUGGAUCGGCAAAAUCCAACAUGUUGGACAAUUUUGAAUCGCAGCUUCUGACCAGAUUGGAUUUAGCAAAUCAGGGCUUUUUAACAUGCAGUACUUUGCCGAUCCCCAAGAAAUCGCAGAUCAUCGGAGUUCACCGAUUGGCAUUGGGGAAUUGCGCUUAGAUGUAUGGCCCGCAUAACACAGUAGACAAUGGGGUUCAUUAUGAGUUGAUCGCUCGCAAGCUACUUUUUGCAGCGAUGUGAUCAGGUAGUCGCCGCCUAUAGGGGAGUGUAUUUUCGCUUUGCAAGUGUGCGAACGCUUGUGCAGCUGAGCUCUGCAAAAAACAUUUUGUGCAGUUUCUGAGUAGGUCUGAACUUACUCAGCCCUUGCGAUCACUUCAGCCUGUCUGGUCCCGGAAUUGACGUCAGACACCCGCCCUGCAAACGCUUGGACAUGCCUGUGGUUUUCCAAACACUCCCAGAAAAUGGUCAGUUGACACCCACAAACGCCCUCUUCCUGUCAAUCUCCUUGCGAUCGGCCGUGCGAAUUGAUUCUUCGUUAAAUUCAUCGCUCAGCAACGAUCCGCUUUGUACCCGUACGAUGCACCUGCGCAUUGCAGUGCAUGCGCAGUAGUGACCUGAUCACUGCGCUGCGAAAAACAGCAGUGCGCGAACAGGUUGGAAUGACCCCCAAUACCAGAUAAUGACCGCUUUCAAGAAAGUGAUGACUGGGCUAGUUGCAAAAUUUUUCAUUUUGGAAUUGUCAUGAAUUAUUCUGGUGCUGUUGAUAUAUGCGGAGCCUUUCCUGUUAUGAAGGCAGGCAUUUGCAGUGUUUUUUCCAAGUAUAGAAAAUAUUCUAGUAAAAAGGAAUAUGCUCUUUAAGGUUGCCCAUAACUUUCAGUAGCAAAUAAAGAAGGAAUACAGAACAGUUACUUCUCCUUUUAAGAAUAUUUAUGUUUGGUUUUGUUUGAAAGUGUACGUGCACAUAGCAUUAAUCAGACAAUAGACUAUUAAUCGAUGUUUACCUAGAACCAUUAUUGUCAUUUGUAGGUCAGUUAAGGUUUGUAAGAAAGAUGUCCAAGCCAGAAUGAGGCAAUUAUUUCUAAUAAAGUUGGGGAAAUCACUACAUGUUUGUGAAACCUGCUUGCUAAGUAAGGAUAUGGAGCAUGGUGUCUUACUUUGUUCAUGUUAUAAAAUUGGUGAGUGAGCGGAAAAUCACAGGAAUACACUGGCGUGCUCCACUGCACUGACAAGAUUAGCUGUAAUGGUGAGACAACUGUUUGUCUGUGUAACCUGUAGUUCAAAUUGCCAAUAUGACACUUAAUAACGUACUUUUACAUUGUUUGGCUAUUAAUAUUGUGUUCUUAAUAGUUUAUAGUGAUUGAGUGUUUUGGCUUAUUACAUAAUUCUCAGCAAUAUUAUCCAGCCCUACAGAACAGCAUGUGAAGUUCUGUUACUGGCACUAGAGGUCAUUUCUUAAUCUUCUGGAUAAAUACAUUGGGCAAUGUCCAGUUACCCGCGGUCGAUGACCGUGGGUAAUUGUUUCCCCAGGGGCUAUCCUGUUAGACUUGAUGUGGCGUGCUCCUCCCCCCAAUCCAGCACCAAUAGAGCAGUACCAAUUGAUACUUUUUAUAGUGCCCGCCAAUUAACUAAAAAAUUUAUUAAUUGUCGGGCCGCACCAUGGGAUGUGAGAGCAUGGGGACACAGAGGUUUAAGGGGGCCUGCUUCAGGGGUGGUUUAAGAGAGGAGAAGGCCCGUGUGCAGACACCGUCUGCCCCCUUCUCUCUGGCAGCACAGUAGACUCUGGCUUUGUGCCAGUGAUUUGGAUGUGAAAACACUAGCAAUAUUUUUAAUAAUUUGCCCAUUAGUGACUUGGAUACUCCUGAAAUGAGUCACUUUAUAAUUUAAGAAUUUUCUGUUGAACUAAGGAUUGGAGCAUUACUUAUUAUGUGUAUACUUUAUGGCAGUGUUUCCAAACUGGCUCCUCAAGGAGCACAGUUCAUGUUUCCAGGUCUGCCGGCAGGUGUACUGUGUAUCACCAGCUGGCAUAUUUCAAGUAGGUGUAGGCCAGCACAUGUUGGUUCCCACUAAACUGUGGUCUAUAUCAGACCAGCAUUAAUAGUGACUGUAGUAGUUGUUGAGACAAUCACUGUUUGGUGAACAUGUCUAUUCCGAAUACAAUAGGCCGGCAGUGCUCCCAAGAGUUAGAAAGAAUAUUUAUACUGGAAAUAAUACUCAGAACAUCACCAGAACAUUUGUGCAUUGGUGUUCUACUACAAGUUGGUAUUAAAAGCUUUCUUAAUAUCUAUUUUAAUUAAGAUGUUUUCUUGUGAAGCUGAAUUAUUUACUUUUAAUAUUUAUAGCUGCGGUACCAGCAUGGUUGCAGAAUACUUACGGUUGUCACUAUAAAAUGGUUGUAUUGGAGCGGGUAGGUGAAGGCUGCAGAGGCAAACGCAGGAUUUACACUGAUUGCAGUUGCAGUAUGUGCUGAGAUGGUCUCUGAAAAAAACAAUCAGUCCAUCAUGGAGGGGUUUCUGGGUACUCGGAACCCCCUCAUACCCUGCGUGUGCCUCUGGGCUGCGGGAAGAUUGGUCAGAAUCUUCAUGCUCUUAAUGCAGCUUUUUAUUGGUUUUCCCCUUCACGCAUUGCCUAAGCAAAUCACAGAAAAAAACAGUGCAUGGUAUCAGGAGGGGAGGAAACAAGUAACUGCAUCCAUGGUAUUGUAGUUUUAAAGAUCUAAACUCUGGACAAGGGUUUAAGGAACUACAUAAGAAAGAAAGAAAGAAAGAAAGAAAGAAAGAAAGAAAGAAAGAAAGAAAGAAAGAAAGAAAGAAAGAAAGAAAAAAAGAAAGAAAGAGAAAAAAUAGCAUGAUAAAUGUUAUAACAUCAGGCAUGGGCUUACUGCAGCUAGGUGUCCUCGUUUUCUGUUCUUCCACUAUAUGCUACUGCGUCACUUCUGCCAUUGAGGUCCCUGGCCCCAACCUCUACCAUGUAACAUCUUUAUAAAAGAAAGAUCAGUAAAAUGCAUCUGUCAGCAUUUAAUAAUGGUCACAUUAACACUAAGGGGUUUAUUAACUAAGCGCAUUAGCCGCUGCUUGUCUGCGUGUUUAUGCACCAAAAACAAGCAAUAUUUUGAAUAACAAAAUACUGGGUGAAUUUUUUUUAAUUUGGGGCUUAAAGAUACCGGCAACUGGAGACUUUAACAAGCUGCCACUUAGUAAAUAGUGUGGACCUACUUAAUAAAUAUUGCAGACCUAGGUCUAAGUUGGAAAGCAUAUAUGUAAACAAAGAUGGUAAAAUGAUUAAACAAGGAGCAGCUGCCUCUUCUGAAAUUCUUAGGCAUAGACCUAUUUUGCCUUAUUACAAAUCUGGACCUGUUGUGUAAGAAUCAAAAGGUAUAAGAAAAAGUAUGUCUUUAUGUGCAGAUAUCUUGUUUAUUUUGCACACUGCUGAUCACCAUUGUACAGUAAUACCUAUGUACAUUUAGCCUUUUACAACACUCCAGCCUUUUGAAAUUUUGUAAAUAUUCAUAUUUAUUUGGAAGUAAAUCACUUUAAUAAAGCUUAUAAAUAAGUCGAGGCUGGUUAUGCUCAGAGAGCACAUAUCACUAUAAAGUAUAGUUACAUUGAUUGUUAUUUACAGUAUGUCUAAGCCUCUUUUAGUUUCUAUUGUAACAGAAGAAAUGAGGAAAUGUUAUUAUUUAAAGGGUUAUCCAUUCUUUCUGUUACUAAGUGGGACCAAACCUGUUUACCAUGUACAUUUCCUUUUCAGCAAGCAUCCACUAAAACUAUCAUUAUUUUAGUUUUUUUCAAUCUGCUGUUUGUGUUAUUACUGCACAUAUAACCUAUAUUGAAACUGGUAAAGUACUGUUCUUUAUGAAGCACUGUUCUAGUUGGCUUUGAAACACUGUCCAAGGAACUUGUGAGCUCUGAUCAUGUGAUUACAAGCCAACGUUCAGAAAAUCAUGUGGCUGUUUAAUUGUAUUAUUAGUGCUUCUGGCAACUUUACUACAACAACAAAAUAUUGUAUUUUUGUAUUAAUGUAUUUUAACUUUAUCUGGAAAAAAGUGCUUACUACAAAUGCUAUUUUACAAUUAAUUUGGCUUUUUUUCCUGUUUGCUAUUCUUGUACAGUGAUGUAUUUACUUAAUGAAUAAAACAGUUAAUAAAUGUUUAGUGAAGCAAAAA
This is a messenger RNA of Pseudophryne corroboree (corroboree frog), 11062 nucleotides long. It is a transcript of the gene SLC7A4, whose product is annotated as solute carrier family 7 member 4. Lineage: Eukaryota; Metazoa; Chordata; Amphibia; Anura; Myobatrachidae. Gene Ontology annotation, cellular component: plasma membrane. Gene Ontology annotation, biological process: transmembrane transport; amino acid transport. The coding region runs from base 500 to 2482 and encodes 660 amino acids. The transcript is spliced from 5 exons. The record is from RefSeq and is a predicted model, not a curated record. Gene Ontology annotation, molecular function: amino acid transmembrane transporter activity.